Molecule: messenger RNA, 1237 nt
Organism: Cannabis sativa
Lineage: Eukaryota; Viridiplantae; Streptophyta; Magnoliopsida; Rosales; Cannabaceae
Product: RING-H2 finger protein ATL5-like
Exons: 1
Coding region: 247-1017 (256 amino acids)
Biological process (GO): protein ubiquitination
Source: RefSeq, a predicted model, not a curated record
UAAUACUGUACUCAACUGCCAACAAAUAUUUUUUUCUUAAAUAAAUAGAAAGAAGUCCAUUUAUGAGAAUAUAUUUCCUUUUUUAGUAUAAACAGCAUCAUGGACCAUAAGACUACAAAUUUUAGUCAGUAAAGUAAACCCAUCAACCCAACACAUAGGAACCUUCCUACCUCCCCUUCUCCCUCUCCUCUGUAUAUAUAAAUAUAUAUAUACAUUUCUAUAUCGAUCAAGCUCAGAUAUAAAAAUAUGGACAGCAUAAACGACACUACAACACCCGCCAACUACGCCUUAAACGGCAAGAUAAUGCUCUGUUCAGUAGUCAUUCUCUUCAUCAUCAUAUGUCUCGUCGUUUUCUUCCAUAGUUAUUCUCGCUGGUUCACUAAUCCCUCUAGACGACGUCGUUCACGCCGUCAAAUUCUUGCUCGUAAUAAUUCCAUUACUCAAAGAAACGCUGUCGUUUCAUCUCAAGGUUUGGACCUCUCUAUCCUCAAAACUAUCCCCACCUUCGUUUAUUCCUCUUCUAUCCACCGUGUCGGGGUUGGCGCCGCUUUGCUAGAAUGCGCCGUGUGCUUAUCCGAGUUCGAAGACAACGACUUAGGCCGUGCUUUGCCCAAAUGCAGCCACGUCUUUCACGUCGAGUGUAUCGAUCUCUGGUUCGGCUCACACUCCAACUGCCCUCUUUGCCGGGCCCCUGUCCUAUCCGAAUCUCCGGCCCAUGGGCCUGAAACUUCGGCCCAAAUCUUUAUAACAGUGGGUGAAAUGGGUUUAGAGUCAGAUUCAGAGUCUAGAGUAAUCGACGUUGCUGAUGAUAGAUUAGGCGGGGAGAUGAGUUGCUCGGAAUCUUCUCCGGUGGGUAGUUUAAGGCCGGAGUGGUGCCGGGGAGAUAAACCGGCUGAUCUUGUGAGUUUGGGUUUGCAAGAGUCAAGAAGAGAGAUGGAAUCGGGUUCGCCCGAUAUAAGUCGGGUUAAGUAUCCGGGGAAUCGGGUUAUGUCGUUGAAGAGGAUUUGGAGUGUGUAAAGCAAGUAGGGUCUGACGUGAGAUGAUGUCAUUGGGAGAGUGGAAUAUCUAGACGACAUCAUCAUGAUUCUUGGGCUCUCUCCCAUCACUUCGUACAAAUCUUUGUACAUAUUUGUGUAUUUAAAUUUGUGUAUAUAUUUAACUAAUAAAAUUUUAUUAUCAAAAAAAAUAAAAACUAAUAAAUUUUGAGUUAUUUGACAAUUAAACUGAAUUAAUUAAU